This is a messenger RNA of Gongylonema pulchrum, 294 nucleotides long. Lineage: Eukaryota; Metazoa; Nematoda; Chromadorea; Rhabditida; Gongylonematidae. The record is from the annotation of a GenBank genome assembly.
UUAGAGCCGUACAAUCAGAAGCUUGCGGAGUCACUACUAAAAGUAAUCGAUGCAAAUGAGGGAAUCGAGGAAUUGAAAAAAAGCUUCUACAACAUGAUUUUGAAUUUUGUCACCCGACCGAACGCAAUGCAGUUGCUGCAGGAAGCAGUGGGGCAUUCAGUUUCGCUGCCGAUAGCUGAUUCAUUUCUCGUACUGGUCGAUGCAAUUCUCGAGCUCAAAACUGCAUUCCUUGGCGUCUGUGCACAAAUAUCGUCCGAAAAUCCGAUCGAACCAAUUACGGAAUCACAGUGGUAA